Messenger RNA from Oryzias melastigma (Indian medaka), 3117 nucleotides. RefSeq names its product DNA cross-link repair 1B (gene dclre1b). Lineage: Eukaryota; Metazoa; Chordata; Actinopteri; Beloniformes; Adrianichthyidae. The record is from RefSeq and is a predicted model, not a curated record. The coding region runs from base 336 to 2069 and encodes 577 amino acids. The transcript has 4 exons. Gene Ontology annotation, molecular function: damaged DNA binding; 5'-3' DNA exonuclease activity. Gene Ontology annotation, biological process: interstrand cross-link repair; double-strand break repair via nonhomologous end joining; protection from non-homologous end joining at telomere.
CGCAAAAGUGGAAGGUGAAAUACCACAGAAGAAGAAGAAGCGAGUUGGGGAAGAGGCGUUGUAGGCUAAAUUGAAAACAGAAAUGGCGCGGUAAGCUAACUCCGUUACUUUCCAGCUGCCAGGCCGUGGAGGACGCCUCCAGCUCGGAUCGACAGCCUCGCUCUGACGGGGAACAAUGCGGAUCAGCUUUCCAGCCGCGUAAACAGCAGGAGCGUUAGCAAGCUCGACCCGAUCCUUUGUCCCCCCGGUUUGACUCUACAACACCGAUCUCUGGGGAUUUCGCUUUCAUUCUAAACAUCUGCUAAACAGAACCAGCAGCACUGAAAGCAUGGGAGAUGUCCUCCAACGGGAAGGUCAUACCUCACACUCCUCUGGCCGUAGACUUCUGGCACGUGCGGAAAUGUCCGAGCGCGCGGCUGUUCUUCCUGUCCCACAUGCACUCGGACCACACGGUGGGUCUGACCUCCACCUGGAGCGGCCGGCCCAUCUACUGCUCCCCGGUCACCGCCAAGCUGCUGCGGAUCAAGCUGAAGGUCAAAGAGCAGUGGAUUCAUCCUCUGGAGAUCGGUGAACCGUAUUUGCUCCCAUUGGACGACAUAGGCAAGGAGAGGCUAACAGUCACCCUGAUCGAUGCUAACCACUGUCCGGGGUCCGUCAUGUUUCUGUUUCAGGGUUACUUCGGCUCAAUCCUGUACACAGGUGAUUUCAGAUAUUCACCCUCGAUGCUUCGUGAGCCUUGUUUGAUGAACCACACCACUAUAGACGUUCUGUAUCUGGACGAUACCAACUGUGACCCCAACCGCACGCUGCCUACCAGGCAGAAAGCAACUGAAGAAAUCAAGGAGAUCAUCCGCAGACAUCCUGACCACAAUGUUGUGAUAGGUCUGUACUCUCUGGGUAAGGAGUCCCUUCUUGUGGAGCUUGCCAAAGAGUUUCAUACCUGGGUUGAGGUGAGUUAUGAGAGAAUGGAAACCCUCAAAGUUCUGGAGCUGCAAGACGUCUUUACCACUAAGCAAGGAGACGGCCGUCUCAGAGUUGUGGAUCAGUCCGAGAUCACCUCUGCAGCGUUGCACGACUGGAACAGCGAACAGUCCACUUUGGUCAUUUUGCCCACCAGCAGACCUAUCAUCUCCUACCUUCCCAAUGUCCACGUAGUUCCUUAUUCGGACCACUCCUCCUACCAGGAGGUGGUGGAUUUUGUCUCCACGCUUAAGCCGUUGUCCCUCAUACCCAUUGUAAGAAAUUAUCUACCUGGGAGUCUGAUGGCACUAGUGCCACACAAAAAGUGUUGUGAAAUAUUCAUCCCCGAAUCAGUGCGGCACUACAUGCUAAGACAGCCCGAGAGAGCGCUCAGCUCUUCAGCGAACGCCGGCCUUCGCCGCACACACUGCAGAGCUCUUAUUCCCAAAGGAGUGGUCUUCGAUUCUCCGCUGAAGGGAUCCAAGCAGGCUCGUCACGACACUUGGGAGGCAGAUAGCUUGGAGAAGACUGGCUCUGAAGAAGAAAUGGACUUUGAAAGCAGCGAAAGAGGCUCUGACUGCGUCUUGUUCGAUCCGAGCAUAAAACUCACUCCUGACAAAAGCAGUGAUGGAGCUGAAGAUUCAUGGAACCUCAGUGUUGUUCACACAGUGUCUGAAGCCAUGAUGGCAGAGUUUGUGCCUCUCAGUAAAUUCACUCAAACGGAGAUUUCUGCCAGCACCAAGGCCUUCUUGAAGCCUCUCGCCAUCACCAGACCUCAAUUUAAAGCCAAAUCUAAAGCCUUCAACAACAAAAGAGCUCAUAAAGCUGUUCAGAGGAGCCCAGCACUGUCAGAUGGGGAUAACUCGCACAGUGGGAAUGAUCAGACGCACUCACCAUCUUUGUUUCCCAGCAGUCCUGAGAGUGUCUCCUGCACUUCGUCCAGCUCCUCCACAGGGUUGCGUAAGCAGAUAGAGAAGCUAGAAAACAGGCUGCUGGAGUGUCUCCCCUUCACAGAGAAAGACCUGAAGCACACGGGCCUCUUGUCCCAAAACUUCAUCAAGAUGUUCUCCUUCUCGCCUGUGAAACUUUCAGAAGACGAGGAUCUCUAACAAAUACUGUGAACGUUUCUCUGGCCUUCUGUUUAGAGCCUUUUUGAGUUGAAAAAGUGCACCUUAAAACUUUCUUUUCACUAAAAUGGAUUUAUUUUUGCUUGAGUUGCACCUUUAUUCUGAUUCUGGCUAUAAAACAUGCUGGACAGAGAGAUUUUGUGUUGAAUAAUUAAGAAGAAAUUUGAGAGUUUGUUGCAAAAAAAAAAAAAAAACUGUCAUAAUAAUGAGCAGAGUUGAGAUAUUUUAAGGAGUAAUGAAGGAACUUGAAUGCAGCUUCCCUCUGGUAUGUGUGGACUUACAUGCACAGCUUAACCAGAAUGUCGGUCAAAUUCCAACUCCUCUCUUCUGUUGUUCUCAUAUUAAGUUUGACCUGCAGGAUGCAGAUAAAUAUUUGUCAAAUCUCAGUUUUCUACUUUUUGUUGUUUCAAUCUUAAAACCAUCUUUUCUGUUGUCUUGCUGUUUGUAACAUUAAAAAUAAAAGCUUUAUUUAUGUUUGUUUAGUGUUUGUUGGUUGUAAAGCCAUUCUGUCUAAAUUAUAACCUAUAAAAGUGUUUUUUUUUUCUUUGCACUUACAUUUUUAUUUCAUUUGAAGCUAGAACAGUGUUGUGCACACCUACAUGUGUUACUGUACUACUUACUGAGGUAUUGCCUUUAACUUAGCCAUGUUGUAGCUUUUGUUUAAUUAUUAACACUAAAGGUUUACUAUUAUUUUAUGGUAAUCCCUUUAAAAGUUGUUAAGUAUUAGGGUUUUGAUCAUAUUGUUGCCUGAUAAAGAUGUUUCUACAAUUGUUUAAGUGUUAUAGGAUUUCAUUCUGUUAACCUUGCACAUAUUUUGUACUAAAGAUGUGAACUAGAGGGGUGGAGGUAUAUAACAUUCAACUUUUUACGCGCUUUACAACAUAAUGGCACCUUUUGAUUUUUAUUCAAAUUUGCUCUUUAGUUGUAAGAACGCAACUGUUCCAACCAGAAUUAUGUGUAGAAAGUCAGUUUAAAAUGUCAGUGCCACUGAAGCCCGCAGAAUAAAGCUGGAGUUACAUUCAACCUUCUA